AUGGACGCUUACUCAGUAUCUUUUACCAGCCCUGACCACCGGAGUACAUCCCGCAUCUACCAGGACCUCGAAUCCUGUCGAGUUCAGAGCCUCUUUGGGACCGGCCGAGACAAGCUGCUGCUCAGAUCGCUGACAAUGGACUCACUUCUGCGGCGCAAACAAUCCGAGUCAGGCCCCAGACCUCAUGUGGCUAUCAUCGGCGCUGGCCUCGCCGGAUUGCGUUGUGCCGAUAUCCUGAUCCAACAUGGCCUGCUGGUGACCAUAAUCGAAGGCCGGGAACGACUCGGAGGCCGCAUGUUCCAGGAAACGCUGCCGAACGGACACACCGUCGACCUUGGACCCAACUGGAUACAUGGCACCGACGACAACCCCAUCAACGACCUUGCCAAGGAGACAGGGACUGCUACUGGCCACUGGGACCGUCGGUCGUACGUAUUCGAUGAGGCGGGGGACUUAUUCGAUCUGAGCGAAAGCGAAGUCUACUCGACCAUCAUGUGGGGCAUUGUCCAAGAUGCGUUCGACCAUUCGAAUAAGAGCACGGCCGAUAUCCAUCCCGAUGAGAGUCUAUGGGAUUUUUUCCAGUAUAAGGUGGUAGAGAAAAUUCCCGAUACCGAGGAGGACUACGCCAAAAAGAGGCAAACCGUUCUCCAGAUUGCCGAACUUUGGGGUGCUUUUUCAGGAAGCCCAAUCGAAACCCAAAGCCUAAAGUUCUUCUGGCUUGAGGAAUGCAUAGAGGGCGAAAACGUAUUCUGCGCCGGCACCUACGAAAAGAUAUUUGAUAGGAUUGCGCAGCCUGCGAGGCACAAUGCGGAUAUUAAAUACGACACCCGGGUUGUCAAGGUUGAGUUGAAAACCCCGGAGCGCGAGAAGCCCAGGGUACACACCAACACGGGCGAGACACUUGAGUUUGACGAGGUCGUCAUGACGGCACCGUUGGGCUGGCUGAAAAAGAACCUGCAAGCCUUUGAGCCGCCGUUGCCCGACAGGAUCGAGCGCGGGAUCCAGGCGAUUGGCUACGGGUGCCUUGAAAAGGUUUACAUCAGUUUCCCUAAGGCGUACUGGCUCGAGCCCGACGCGGAAGGGCGGGUAGUGCAAGGCUUUUGUCAAUGGCUGGCCCCGAAUUAUACCCCAGAUACGAACCCGAACAGAUGGAACCAGGAAAUUGUCGACCUCGCCUCGUUGGGCGAAUACUCGCACCCGACGCUACUGUUCUACAUUUACGGAGAUGAGUCGAAAUACAUUACAGAGGAGGUGGCCAAGCUGAAGACGAUCCCGGAGAGGAACUUCUUCCUUUACGACUUCUUCAAGCCCUACUACUCCCGGCUGCCGCACUAUGACGAGACGUCGCCCGACUGUAAGCCCACGGGGUGUCUUUCGACAGAUUGGAUGCGAGACGAUCUCGCGGGCAACGGUAGCUACAGCAACUUCCCCGUCGGACUGACGGAGGGCGACAAGAACAUCGAAGCGAUGCGGGAGGGCGUGCCGGAAGGCGGUCUAUGGCUGGCCGGCGAGCACACGGCGCCGUUCGUGGCGCUAGGGACGGCGACGGGGGCUUACUGGAGCGGUGAGAGUGUCGGUCUGAGGGUGGCCGAGGCUUACGGCAGGGCGAGCAGCAGCAAGGUUCCCGAGAGGAAGGAGGAGUAG
Messenger RNA from Colletotrichum destructivum, 1644 nucleotides. Its product is annotated as Putative amine oxidase, FAD/NAD(P)-binding domain superfamily. Gene Ontology annotation, molecular function: flavin adenine dinucleotide binding; transcription factor binding; oxidoreductase activity. Gene Ontology annotation, biological process: negative regulation of transcription by RNA polymerase II; positive regulation of transcription by RNA polymerase II. Bases 1 to 1644 code for a protein of 547 amino acids. NCBI's taxonomy places the organism in Eukaryota, Fungi, Ascomycota, Sordariomycetes, Glomerellales, Glomerellaceae. The transcript has 3 exons. The record is from RefSeq and is a predicted model, not a curated record.